AGGCGAAGGCGGCUGCGGCGGCCUUCUUUGCGCACCUCGACACCUACCCUUCGCGAGCGAUUGGCUAUAAAUCGUAGGGGACCGUCUUACCUCAGCAAAGCGUGCGUCUCCUCGAACCAGAGCUUCGAUUCCUACAGUGUUACUGGUUGCCAGCUGCUUGAAGGUACCUGGCAUCGGCAUGGUACAGAUCUCAGCAGCACAACUCUGGCCUUGGACAUGUCUUGUCUACUCUAUCAGCACAGUGGCAUGCAACCUGACUCUGAAUUAAGAAGACUUUCACAUGGGGAGAGAGGAGAUUCCCAAAGGUUAAAAGACACAGACCUACAUGACAUUACUACUCCCCAGAAGUUCUCGGGAGCAAUAGGCAAGUCAUUGGAAAAGAGAUUGCUGUUAGAGAAGCCAAUGAGUCCCAUGACUGGACUGGACCAGAAGAAAGACUGUGUUCCAUCCACGAAACCCCACAGGCCCUGGGCAGACACCUGCGGCUCUUCAGGGAAAGAAGUUAAGCUAUGUCUACAUGUCCCAACUCUUCCCAGUGGGAUCUCAUUACCUCAAACUGUGGAUCACUCAGUGCCGGAAGAAAGUGUUUGGAAAUACAAAGAUUACUUUGCACCCUCAGAGAGACUUUCUUUGAAAAGAGAGUUGAGUUGGUAUAGAGGACGAAGACCCAGAACUGCUUUUACUCAAAACCAGAUUGAAGUGUUAGAAAAUGUCUUUAGAGUAAACUGCUAUCCUGGCAUUGAUAUCAGAGAAGACUUAGCUCGAAAAUUGAACCUAGAGGAGGACAGAAUCCAGAUCUGGUUCCAAAAUCGGCGUGCAAAGCUGAAAAGGUCCCAUAGAGAAUCACAGUUCCUAAUGGCAAAAAAAAAUUUCAACACAGAUCUCCUGGAAUAAAUAGAAAACUAAAC
Messenger RNA from Budorcas taxicolor (takin), 908 nucleotides. It is a transcript of the gene HESX1, whose product is annotated as HESX homeobox 1. Gene Ontology annotation, biological process: pituitary gland development; regulation of transcription by RNA polymerase II; forebrain development. Gene Ontology annotation, cellular component: nucleus. Bases 217 to 894 code for a protein of 225 amino acids. Gene Ontology annotation, molecular function: DNA-binding transcription repressor activity, RNA polymerase II-specific; RNA polymerase II cis-regulatory region sequence-specific DNA binding. The transcript is spliced from 7 exons. Lineage: Eukaryota; Metazoa; Chordata; Mammalia; Artiodactyla; Bovidae. The record is from RefSeq and is a predicted model, not a curated record.